This is a messenger RNA of Patella vulgata (common limpet), 2127 nucleotides long. RefSeq lists its product as uncharacterized. The record is from RefSeq and is a predicted model, not a curated record. The transcript has 2 exons. The coding region runs from base 191 to 1450 and encodes 419 amino acids. Lineage: Eukaryota; Metazoa; Mollusca; Gastropoda; Patellidae.
UGUCUGGAUGUUAUGUACGACACUUGGAACCGGUUUUCAGUCUAUUAUUUAUAGAUGAUUAAUGCUCAUAGCUUAUUAAGUACAACCUGAUCGUUUAUUUAGUGACUAUAAUUGUGUGAAACUGAUUUGAGGCUUGGCAUAUAUAUAAAUAUUGUGGCGUAAUUGUCGAGAUAUUUGGAGAUAUUUAUUUAUGGUGGGUCACACUACAAUGAAGACCAUUUCCAAGAUUUGUUUCAUUGUGGUCGUAUUAUAUGUGGUAAUUUUAUUAGAAGAAAACAAGAAUGGCAAUUACUUAUAUGGACUGUAUGACAAAGUAAAACAUUCACGAAUUAUAACUCUUAAGCAAUCGACUUCAAGCACCUCUAAGGUAGAUGAUGAUAAUCAUCAAAAAUGUCCAAGUGUUUUGGAUAAAAUGGUUGUCGGUUACUGGAAUUCUAAACCGUUAACAAAAAAACAGUCUUUAGAAAUGGUAACAUUUUUGAACGCUUCCAGAACUCAACAUAGGUUACCUAGUCCACUUCAAAGACCUGAUUUAAAGUGCGGGAACGUGACAUUUCCUCUAAGUUUCAGUCCGGCAAUGAAAUGGUUCCGAGCUGUAUGUGAUCCUCACGGUAAAACACCGUGUUGCUAUAACAACAAGUGUUCAUCAAGAACAACAGAACAAUGUAAAUGCAGGAAUUGCUAUGAUAUGAGACCAUAUAAACACGGUGAAUAUUCUGAUUUCAAACCUAACGAUAAAAGGUGUAAAAUAAGGAGAUAUAAUCAUACGGAAGCCUGUCAACUGUUAGAUGGUGCUACGUUAUAUUUAAAUGGGGAUUCUUAUAUACGACAUCUCUACACCGCACUACUUAUAUUUCUUAGAAAUAAUACGUUUGAUGGUGCUAUGAAAAGGGGCGUUCCGAAAGCUAAACAUGAUAAGUGUACAGGGAUGUACAUGUUUACAGAGAAGGUAUGUAGAGGUCAGUUAGAUCACAACGUUAAGGAUUUGUGUCAUGGACAGUUUAGACUAAUGUUCACGUAUUACUAUAAAUCCGCUUCCGGUCCGAACUUCGUCAAAAUGAUAAAUUCUAUAAAGCAUGCACCGAAAUCUUUAGUGGUGUUUGGUAUUGGUAUUCACGACGGUUUUAAUGUUCAAAAUAUUACCAAAAAUUUUAUUGCACCUGUGGUAAAUACAAUAGGUAAUAAAACAUGGCCUAAAUUAUUGUGGACCACGCCCCAUUGUCCGAGUAUUUUAAACCUGAGAUUAGAUUAUCAAGUGCCUCGUUUUAUAGCUAAAAUGGAGCCUGUUUUAUAUAAAUAUAAUGUUCCAGUAUUCAAUACAUAUAACAUGACAAAAGGGAUGGUGAGUUUUGAUGGUAGCCAUUAUGGGUUAGGUAUUAAUAUCUGGAAAUUACAAAUUUUGUUAAAUUACAUACAAAGUUUAAAAGAUAGAGGCGUUUGGAAAAAAUGAUAUAAUAUGGGGUGAAAUGUGGUUUAAAGUCCAUCAAGACGGUCUUACGUCAUAAAAUAGGCAAUGAGGAACAUUUUACCCGAAAAGCGGCUUUACGGUCAACUCUUAUUUCGAAUUUCUAUUGCAAUGGUUCUUGUACGUGCACACCCCAUAGUCUAUAAUAUUUUUACUAUGCACUGUGGAUUUGGCUAGAAUUGUCUUUGAAUUAUAGUCUUUAAAGUUAUAGAUAAUAAAGAAAAAAAUGAACUGAUCCGUAUUAGGAUGAAAACAAAAUACAUAUUAGAAUAUUAAAUCUAUUAAGUAUUAUGCUAAUAAUUUUAAGAACAUAAUUUCUAAAUUUUAUGGCCCAUUUCCUUAAGAAUUUUUAAAAACCUGAUUUUUCUUCAAAAAGUUCGUCCAAAUGUUAUUUUCGAGACUUGAUAAAUGAAGAAGCUAAAUUGGUUAAUUUCUGAACUGGGCGUCCAGAUAUAAAAAUAAUUUCGUUGAACUACUCCCAGAGAGAUAUAUGUUGAAAUUAGGCUGUUGAAAAAAAAAGAAACGGGUAAUAUUGGCUAAUGUAUUCAGUUAUGAUCUUUUAGAGGCAUUUAGUAACUGGAUAGAGCAAUAAACUAUAACACAUACUUAUGGAAGAACAAUUACUGAUUUAUUUGGGCGACGUUUCGAAGAGUAUUCUCUCA